AUGAUAUGGGCGAACAAACUGCUGAACAUUGUUUUGUCUGUUUUGACGAUAAAUAACGCAAAGGCUGGGGGAAUAGUGAGUCGCACUUUCAACACUGUGAGUGCCGUUCAAGAUUUUGGCUAUUGCGGCUUCUGAUUUACUGAAAUAGGGUAUGUUGUGUGGACUAUGAUUGGAAAACGCCAGGGGUCCCACUUACAAUCAGAAGGUAAUUUCAUGUGACGUCUGGGCGUUGAAAGGACUUAAGAGACCCCUGCCCUGUGAAAGAGUCACGGUUAGUAUUUUUGUCAGUUUUUGUCGCGCCCUCGCAUUGUUACGUUGCUGUGGCUGGUUUGAAAUUUGGGUUCGUAAAUCACCAGUAUUACAAUUUUAAUGCCAAACAACUGUCUUCAGUUAUAGUCGCAAUUUGGUAAAACUGCACAAACACGGCAUUGAAACGAAGACUAAUGACUGUCUGCAAUGAGCAGGGUUUAGUGAAAUCAUGGCGAGCGGGAGCGUGAAAGGAAAUUAAAAUAUUUAACUGAGAUAUAGUAAGUGAAACUUAAAACUUACAUUGGCGGCUGACUUCGUGGGCUUGAACAAAACCACAGAAAAACUCCUCUAAUUUGAUGAGAAAUCUUCGUAAAACUCCAUUAAUUAAUUUGGUGUAGAACUUCGCUUAACUAUCUUGACAGACUUGACAGCUAAAAAUGAAGAAUUUACUACAGAAAGCGAUCUUUUUAUAGAAUUGCGAAGUACGCAAUGAAAGAUAAUAAUAUCCGGUAUUGAGAAACGAGUGUCAAUAUUGCUAAAGGUGCUUAUUAUUAUCUAAGAGGCCUCUAGUGCUCUAGAACAAAGCGGCCUUCUUUUGUUUACCGUAAACAAAGGAAAUUUUCAUAGGUGACCAUCAGCAUUUUUAAAAGUUGCGUUAGCAGUUUGUAAUUAUCUCCAGUAUAUUCUUCAAAAGGGUAGUGGGAAAACCAAAACACAGUUCUCUAAACUUAACAGCAGUCACAUUUGUUGUCUCUUAUUUAAAAGUAUGUACUUAUUUUAUGCACAGACAGUGAACAUCAUAAAGGAAAAGCAGAUGAUGUAUUUCGACUCAAUGUUCACAUCCGAUCAGGGUCGUUUAGAAAUAAGGUGA
Porites evermanni is the source of this 1120-nucleotide messenger RNA. NCBI's taxonomy places the organism in Eukaryota, Metazoa, Cnidaria, Anthozoa, Scleractinia, Poritidae. The record is from the annotation of a GenBank genome assembly.